CGGUGAUGAGUUGUUCAUCGCAGCUGUUCAUCGCAGUACUUGUACAGAUGACAAUAAAUCCGACUUGACUUCACUCUAAGUUUAUAUUUAACCAUCGUUUUACACCCCAGUUCGUUUCUUUUUAGACCAUGACAUUUUCUAUCCUGCUCUAAACUGUCCCAUAACAUUCCCUGCGUUUACAUUUAUAUACCGGUCUGUUUAACAUCUCACUAACCCCUCCAUGGGUAUUUGAGGACAGGACACGAUCACCUAGAACACGUUCACCCUGAAAACCUACAGCAAACGUGCUGGAGACGGCAGCGUACGCGGUGGACACUCGCGGUACAGAGGGAUCACAAGGGAUCAGCAGCUCCCAAUCAGUGAAAGCAGUUUCAAACCAGGAAGUGGCAGGAGUUAAAAUGGCUUCUAAACGCCAGGUCGAGAGUUUAACAGAGGAGGCACUUUGUCCCAUCUGCCUGGAUUUCUUCGCCGAUCCGGUGUCACUGGAGUGUGGGCACAACUUCUGCCGCUCCUGUAUCACACAGAGUUGGGACAGGGAGGUGAGAAACUCCUGCCCGGAAUGUAGAGACGAGUUUACAGACCGCACCCUCAGGGUUAAUCGGGCCUUGGCGAGACUGUCUGAGAAAGUUCGAACACUGAGCCUGAAUACAGAAGAGAAGGAAAGUAAACAUCACUGCGACAAACAUCAGGAUGAACUGAAGCUGUUUUGUGAAACGGACAAGAAACUGAUCUGUGUGAUUUGUGCAGCUGGGCGGGAACACAAGUCUCACAGCUUCAUGCCGGUCGAUGAAGCUGUUGAAACCUACAAGGAUCAGGUUAAAUCAUCCAUACAAUCUCUGACAACAAAUAAAUCUGCCAUCCAGGAAAUGGAAGAGCAACAGAAGCAAAAGAUUUCCCAAGUCCGGGAGCAGUCACAAAGCCUCAAGUCUCACGUCACAUCUCAGUUUGUAGAACUGCACCAGAUUCUCGUGAAGAAAGAGCAGCACAUUCUCGGAGAGAUCAAGGAGGAUGAGGAGAAGAUUCUAAGUCAAAUGGAGAAAAUCUUCAAGACAUUCAAGAGAAUUUAAACUCUAUUGAGGAGGAACUCUCAAAUCUGCAGGGGCGAAUGGAUCAAACAGACAUCGUGUAUUUC
Amblyraja radiata (thorny skate) is the source of this 1132-nucleotide messenger RNA. Its product is annotated as nuclear factor 7, brain-like. NCBI's taxonomy places the organism in Eukaryota, Metazoa, Chordata, Chondrichthyes, Rajiformes, Rajidae. The record is from RefSeq and is a predicted model, not a curated record. Gene Ontology annotation, molecular function: zinc ion binding. The coding region runs from base 399 to 1067 and encodes 222 amino acids. The transcript has 3 exons.